Pseudoliparis swirei is the source of this 4190-nucleotide messenger RNA. It is a transcript of the gene duox, whose product is annotated as dual oxidase. Lineage: Eukaryota; Metazoa; Chordata; Actinopteri; Perciformes; Liparidae. Gene Ontology annotation, biological process: superoxide anion generation; defense response; response to oxidative stress. The transcript is spliced from 28 exons. Gene Ontology annotation, cellular component: plasma membrane; NADPH oxidase complex. The record is from RefSeq and is a predicted model, not a curated record. Gene Ontology annotation, molecular function: heme binding; calcium ion binding; peroxidase activity. Bases 38 to 3796 code for a protein of 1252 amino acids.
CAAACUGCAUGAGGAACACCCAGAGUGGUCAGACGAAAUGCUGUUUCACAACGCCAGGAAGAUCGUUGUUGCCACAUUCCAGAAUAUUGCUCUCUACGACUGGCUGCCUGGAUAUCUUGGUGACGAAAAGCUUCCUCCUUACCCAGGUUACCAGAAGUUUGUUGAUCCAGGGGUCUCUCCUGAGUUCCAGGCUGCCAUACGAUUUGGCAUCACUAUGGCCCCACCUGGUGUUUACAUGAGAAACAGAACAUGUCAUUUUAGGAGGCUCGUCAACAUUGAUGGCAGCUCAUCACCAGCAAUGCGCCUCUGUAACAGCUUUUGGAAACGUCAGACAGGCGAUGAUAAGACAACCAGCCGGGACAUAGACGACCUCCUCAUGGGCAUGACUUCGCAGAUUGCAGAGAGAGAAGACAACGUUGUUGUGGAGGACUUAAGAGACUUCAUGUACGGACCCAUGAGGUUCACUCGGUCAGAUUUGGUGGCCAGCACCAUCCAGAGAGGAAGAGACUUUGGCCUGCGUAGUUACACUGAGGUCAGAAAAGCUCUGAAUCUGCCUCCUGUCAAGGCAUUUGAAGACAUACAUCUGGAGCUCAACAGCACCAACCCACAGUUGCUCAACAAUAUUGCAGAACUGUACGGCAGAGACAUCUCAAAACUGGAGCUCUUCCCCGGAGGACUGCUGGAGUCUUUUGAUGGUCUCGGUCCAGUUUUCUCCGCAAUAAUCUUGGACCAGUUUGAACGCAUCAGAAAUGGAGACCGCUUCUGGUUCGAGAACAAGCAGAACGGUUUGUUCACAGAUGAGGAGAUCGAGAUGAUCCGCAAUGUGACCUUUCAUGACGUUCUCAUCGCAGUUACAAGUGCAGAAACCACGGACAUACAACAUAAUGUGUUCUUCUGGAAAGAUGGUGACCCUUGUCCUCAGCCUGCACAGCUGAACGCAUCAAUGCUGCAUCCCUGCACUAAUGCGACCAAACUUAAUUACUUUGAUGGCAGCCAAGCUGGCUUUGGGAUAUUUAUCAUUAUUCUGUUCUUCUUUCCUGUCGUUAGUUUUCUGGUGGCUUGCAUGGUGGCGUAUCUUCGCACGUACAGGUACAGGAAGUUCCAGAGAAAAAGAAAAGCUGGUGACAGAACAGAGGAGCCAGCGGUGGGAAUCACGGCCUGUGAGUGGCAGGGCCAUAAAAAACCUCUGCACCCCGUCAGCGUGGAGCUCGAUGAGAAGGGAACGCUGCAGCUCUUUGACAGAUCUGGGUCCCCUCACCGCAGGCUCAAUCUGGGCAACCAGGACUUCCUAGACAUCCAUCUCUCCAACGACCAGCACCAGAAAGCUCUAAUGCUCAAAGUAUCCAAAGAGUACGACCUGGUGCUGUUUUUUGAUGACGAGAGCAAACGUGCAGCGUUUGUCAAGUACCUGUGCCUGGGGGUGACAGACCUCGCGCAGGAGAUUAGAGUGAUGGAGAUGAGAGAGCGGGAACUGCUGAAGGAGGCUUUAACCAAAGAGCAGAGGGCUCAGAUUGUGGAAACUUUCAUUCGACACGCUUUCUCUAAGGUCUUGGAAAUUGAGAAGUGUGACGCUGGCGACAUGAGUGGCGUUCCCCACAAGAAAGCCAGAGAGGUUCUCCAGUGCGAGCUGACAGCGGCGGAGUUUGCCGAUGCUCUCGGCCUCAAGCCCGACUCCUUGUUCGUAGACUCCAUGUUCACGCUCGCUGAUAAAGAUGGAAACGGUUACCUCUCCUUCCAAGAGUUUCUUGACGUGAUGGUUAUCUUUAUGAAAGGUUCUCCAGAGGAAAAAUCUAAACUGAUGUUCUCCAUGAACGACAUUGAUGGAACUGGUUUCUUAUCAAAAGAGGAGUUUGUCCGGAUGCUCAGGUCUUUAAUUGAAAUCUCAAAUGGUGCUCUGCCAAAGAGCCAGGCAGAUGCUGGCAUCAAGGCAAUGAUGCAGUCAGCAGGCUUUGACGACAAGGAGAGAAUCACAUGGGAAGACUUCCAUUUCCUCCUGCGGGGCCACGAGAAGGAGCUGCAGUUUGCCCAACUCAAUGUCAAAGGGAUGGAGAAACAGGGGAAGAAGCGGAUGAGUCGAGACCAGAGAGUGUCCUUCAUCUGUCCAGGAAACAGCAGCAACAAGACAGAUGGAGCGGAGAUACGCAGACGCAAAAGGCCAGGUUUCAACACUGCUAAUGUCUAUGUGAAGCCCAAGCGUGAGCAGUACAUCAAGAACCCAAUCCAACAAAAGAUUCAACACUUCAAGCGUUUUAUUGAGAAUUAUCGGCGUCAUAUCGUCUGCUUCGUCGUCGUGUACGGCAUCGCAGCGGGCGUGGCACUCGAGAGAUGUUACUACUACAGUUUGCAGUCCGAUUCGACAGGUAUCCCCGAGACGUCGCUGGUGGGCAUCGUCGUCUCCCGUGGCUCGGCCGCCGCCGUGUCCUUCCUGUUUCCCUACAUGCUCCUCACCGUGUGUCGCAACCUCAUCACACUGUGCCGGGAGACAUUCCUCAACCGCUACAUCCCCUUCGACGCAGCAAUUGAUUUCCACCGCUUCAUGGCCAUGACCGCCAUCCUUCUUUCAGUUGUUCAUAGUUUGGGCCAUGUGUUCAACAUCUACAUCUUCUCCGUCAGCAACCUCAGCAUCCUGUCUUGUCUGUUCCCCAAAGUCUUUUGCAACAACGGGUCUGAACUUCCUCUGAAGUGGUCGUGGUGGUUCUUUCAAACCGUUCCAGGAAUGACUGGAGUAUUACUUCUUUUUAUUUUGGCAUUUAUGUAUGUUUUUGCCUCACACUAUUUCCGUCGCAUCAGCUUUCGUGGAUUUUGGAUCACACAUUACUUCUACGUUGCCAUAUACAUUCUACUAGUUGUUCAUGGCAGUUUCGCUCUGCUCCAAGAGCCCCGUUUCUACAUCUACCUGAUUCCACCGGCGCUGCUCUUCCUGCUGGACAAACUGAUCAGCUUGAGCAGGAAGAGCCUUGAGAUCCCGGUGCUCAGAGCUGAACUGCUGCCUUCAGGUGUGACACAUCUGGAGUUCAAGCGGCCGCAGGGCUUUGUGUAUCGUUCGGGCCAGUGGGUUCGUAUCGCAUGCCUGAUGUUGGACACAGACGAGUACCACCCUUUCACACUGACAUCAGCCCCCCACGAAGAGACGCUGAGCCUGCACAUCCGAGCUGUGGGGCCCUGGACCAGCCAGCUCCGAGACCUCUACGCAGAUGAAAGCCUUCUCGAGCUCGGAGCCUAUCCAAAGCUGUUCUUGGAUGGUCCGUUUGGUGAGGGCCAUCAGGAGUGGAUUGACUUUGAUGUGUCUGUUCUGGUGGGAGGAGGCAUUGGAGUCACGCCUUUCACCUCCAUCCUAAAAGACCUGGUGUUCAAGUCAUCCAUCAAGUCCAAGAUUCAGUGUAAAAAGGUGUACUUCAUCUGGGUGACGCGAACACAGCGUCAGUUUGAGUGGGUGUCAGACAUCAUCAGGGAGGUGGAGGAGAUGGACACCCAGGAGCUGGUCUCAGUCCACACCUACAUCACGCAGGUGGCCGAAAAGUUCGACCUCCGCACCACAAUGCUGUACCUGUGUGAGCGCCACUUUCAGAAGGUGUGGAGCCGCAGCCUCUUCACCGGCCUGCGCUCCGUCACUCACUUCGGCCGGCCGCCCCUGGUGUCCUUUCUCAGCUCACUGCAGGAAGUUCACCCCGAGGUGGGUAAAUUCGGUGUCUUCAGCUGCGGACCACCUGGACUGACCAAGAACGUGGAGAAAGCUUGCCAGAAGAUGAACAAGAGGGAUCAGGCCCAUUUCAUGCAUCACUAUGAGAACUUCUGACUUGCCUCUUGGCGUCGGACGACAUGCAGAACUACUACAGCAGUUAAUGACACAGAGACAAUGUAGGGAGAUUUGAUUUAAUGUAAUGUUUAUGGAUUAAAUGUGCCUUAUUCUUUACAACUUAUUUUCUAUUCAUAAAUAUUAUUGUCAUGCAUUCAUUUCAAGCAGUCAUGGAUGAGAUUUUCUCUUUCUUUUAUCACAAAACAUACAUGAUUAUAUUCACAAAAUAUGUCAAAUAAUUUGUAAUCAUCAUGCAGGUUUUUAUUUGCUCUUUGACUCACAUAUGUACCUGCUGUUACCGGUAAUGCCAUGAUUGUUCGACUGAUUUCAUGUCAUUGGUUUCUUGUUUUCUGUUUAAAAUAUGUGGAACAAAUAAAAUCACAUUUGACAAUAA